GUCAGAGCAACGAACUCGAGCUGCCUGCUUGAAUACCGAGGAAGCGACCUAGUGUCGCUGAGGCGAAAUGCAGAGGAGACACACUCUUGCAAAGCGCUCGCGAGGAACUUAAAAUAAUGUUCUCUGUAAGAAAAUAAUAUUGAAAGUAAAAUAAAAAUCGCUGGUUUGGUUUCGUUUGGAGUUUGUGGUCUGGUUGAUUCAAUAUAUGCUCGGUUACGAAAAACUGCCUGGUUGUUUAUGAACGGGGGAAGAUUUGAAGUCAAGCACAGCCAGUCCAGAGAGCCCGGGAGAGGGGCGACAGGAGGGGUGGAGAGAAAGAAGAGAGGGGGGAGAGGGGCGCCCAGAAAACGCCCUGCUGCUGAAUCCUCUCAAAAUUAAAACUUUAUCGCGCCAUUACGGUACGGUACAUCUCUCUCAUUAAGGGAUGUAAAGUUGGAUGCCGCUUAGUUGUUUAAAAUAAACACUCAGUACAUUGUUUUGGGGGAAGUUUGAAAAAUCUCCACUGUUCCCAUUGGAUUCUUUUCUUUUCCGCUUUUAUUCUGGAUAAGUCCGUGGUACUAUUUUGGAGGGCGGCGAGUCGGAGGUUGUCUAGGCCCACGGCCACUGCUCGACAGCAAGAAAGAACAUCUUGUAUCUCUUUAAUGUGAACCAGAAAAGUAGUGCACAUCGCACUUUUCAUUGCUCAGACUGGCGCCAGGAGAAGGCAAAAAUGUCGCUGGGUGCGGAGAGAAGGAUGGAAAAUCGGCUGAGAAAACUGGAAGCCAUGAUCAAAGACCCGCGGUCUGCGAUCAACUUGGAAAGUUUGCUGGAUUCCAUGAAUGCUCUGGUCUUAGAUCUGGACUUCCCAUCCCUGCGCAAGAAUAAGAACAUUGAGACGUUCUUAAACAGAUAUGAGAAGGUUGUGGAUUAUAUUCAGGAGAUCCAGAUGAAGCCCGAAGAUUUUGACCGAGUGAAGGUGAUCGGUAGAGGAGCAUUCGGAGAAGUUCAGCUGGUGAGGCAUAAGGCCUCUCAGAAGGUGUAUGCAAUGAAGGUGCUAAACAAGUUUGAAAUGAUCAAACGCUCAGAUUCAGCCUUCUUCUGGGAGGAGCGUGACAUCAUGGCCUUUGCAGACAGCCCAUGGGUCGUACAGCUGUGCUGUGCGUUCCAGGAUGACCGCUCUCUUUAUAUGGCAAUGGAAUACAUGCCAGGAGGAGAUCUUGUUAAUCUCACAAGCACGUACGAUGUACCAGAGAAGUGGGCAAAGUUCUACACGGCUGAGGUUGUGUUGGCUCUGGACGCCAUUCACUCUAUGGGCUUCAUUCAUCGAGACGUCAAACCAGACAACAUGCUGCUGGACCGCUAUGGACACCUCAAACUCGCAGACUUUGGGACUUGCAUGAAAAUGGAUGCGACGGGGAUGGUUCACUGUGACACUGCAGUCGGGACCCCUGAUUAUAUCUCACCAGAGGUUCUCAAGUCUCAAGGAGGGGAUGGUUACUAUGGACGCGAGUGUGACUGGUGGUCAGUUGGAGUCUUUAUUUACGAGAUGCUAGUAGGUGAUACACCGUUCUAUGCUGAUUCUCUGGUGGGGACCUACAGUAAGAUUAUGGAUCAUAAGAACUCCCUGAACUUCCCUGAUGAUGUCGACAUCUCACAAGAAGCAAAGAACAUCAUUUGUGCCUUUCUGACUGACAGAGGGGUUCGCCUGGGUCGUUGUGGCAUAGAAGAAAUUAAAAGACAUCCUUUCUUCAAAAACGACCAGUGGACAUUCAGCACCAUUAGAGAGACUGCUGCCCCUGUGGUUCCAGAGUUGAGCAGUGACAUAGACACCAGUAAUUUCGAUGAGAUAGAAGAUGAUAAAGGAGAAGUGGAGACCUUUCCAACUCCCAAAGCCUUCGUUGGCAAUCAGCUGCCCUUUGUGGGCUUCACCUACUUUAAAGAAGACCAGUUGUUGAAUGAUGUUAACAGUUCAGCAAUGAAAAAUGAUCAUCCCACAUCCAGCAAGAUAGAGGACAAUUUAGCUCUGCAGAAGAAACUUCACUCUCUGGAAGAGCAGCUUAGUAAUGAAAUGCAGGCCAAAGAUGAAAUGGAGCAAAAAUACAGAAGCAACUUCAGCCGCCUGGAAAAGGUUGCCAAAGAUCUGGAUGAAGAGAUAAAUAGCAGAAAAGCAUUGGAGACCUCUCUGAGACAGCUGGAGAGAGAGAAAGCCCUGCUGCAGCACAAGAGCGUAGAGAGUCACCGCAGAGCCGAGAGUGAAGCUGACCGCAAACGCUGCCUAGAGAAUGAAGUGAGCAGCCUGAGAGAUCAACUGGAUGAAAUGAAGAAGAAAAACCAGAACUCGCACAUCUCUAACGAGAAGAACAUCCACCUGCAGAAACAGCUUGAUGAGGCAAAUGCAUUGCUGCGAGCAGAGUCUGAUGCGGCCGCACGUCUGCGGAAAACUCAGUCGGAGAGCUCUAAACAGCUGCAGCAGCUGGAUGCUCACGUGAGGGAACUGCAGGAUAAAUACUGCAUGCUGGAGAACAGCAAGCUCACACUGGAGAGGGAGAACAUCAGCCUGCAGGCCGCACUGGACUCAGAGAAACGUGAGCACACACAGGGAUCUGAGACCAUCUCUGAUUUGCAGGCACGAAUCUCUGGUUUGGAGAAAGAAGUGAAACAAGUGAGGCAAGCCCUGUCUAAAGCUGAGACAGAGAAGAGGCAACUUCAGGAGAAACUCACAGACCUGGAGAAGGAGAAGAGCAAUAAGGAGAUUGACAUGACCUAUAAGCUGAAGGUGUUGCAGCAGGGUUUGGAGCAGGAGGAGGCAGCACACAAGGCAACAAAAGCGCGACUUGCCGACAAGAACAAGAUCAGCGAAUCCAUUGAAGGAGCAAAGUCUGAGGCUGUGAAGGAUCUAGAACAGAAGCUACAGGAGGAACGUUCUUCUAAGCAGCGUGUGGAAAACAGGGUGUUAGAACUGGAGAAGAAAAGCUCCAUGCUUGACUGCGACUACAAACAGUCACUGCAGAAACUCGAGGAACUGCGACGACACAAGGAGAGACUCACUGAAGAGGUGAAGAAUCUGACUCUGAAGAUUGAGCAGGAAGUUCAGAAACGCAGUUUGACUCAGAAUGACCUGAAGGUGCAGAGCCAGCAGCUCAGCGUUCUGCGGACAUCGGAAAAACAACUCAAACAAGAGACCAACCAUCUGCUAGACAUCAAAAGGAGCAUGGAGAAACAGAACAUGGAACUGCGCAAGGAGCGUCAGGACUCUGAUGGACAGAUGAAAGAAUUGCAGGAUCAGUUGGAGGCAGAGCAGUAUUUCUCUACUCUGUAUAAGACACAGGUGCGGGAGCUGAAGGAAGAGUGUGAAGAGAAGAAUAAACUCUAUAAAGACAUGCAGCAGAGUCUACAGGAGCUACAGGAGGAGAGGGAUUCUCUUGCGGCUCAGUUGGAGAUAACACUUACGAAAGCUGACUCUGAGCAGCUGGCACGCUCUAUUGCGGAGGAGCAGUAUUCUGACCUGGAGAAGGAGAAGAUCAUGAAGGAGCUGGAGAUCAAAGAGAUGAUGGCCAGACACAGGCAGGAGCUUGCUGAAAAAGAUACCACCAUCACCUUAUUAGAGGAAGCUAAUCGCACAUUAACUACUGAUGUGGCGAACCUGGCCAAUGAGAAGGAAGAACACAACAACAAGCUAAAAGAGGCACAAGACUACCUGCAAAAUCUGAAGAAUGAAGAGCAGUCCAUUACGCAAGUAAAACUUGCCCUUGAGAAACAGCUGCAGUCAGAGAGAACUCUCAAAACACAGGCCGUGAACAAGUUGGCAGAGAUUAUGAACAGGAAGGAGGUCCGUGGCGGCGGCAGUCGUCGUGGAAAUGAUACAGAUGUGAGGAGAAAGGAGAAAGAGAACAGGAAGUUGCAGCUGGAGCUUCGUUCAGAGAGGGAGAAACUCAACAGCACCAUCGUCAAAUACCAGAGAGAAAUCAAUGACAUGCAAGCGCAACUGGCGGAUGAUUCACUGGUGCGUGUUGAGCUGCAGAUGGCUCUGGACAGUAAAGACAGUGACAUUGAGCAACUGCGCAGUCUGCUGAACUCUCUCAAUGUCCAGUCACUCGACUCAGCCAGUAUGAGCAGUGGUCCAGACAUAGACACUGACGAGUCACUAUCAGAGACAAGGCUGGAGGGUUGGCUGUCUUUACCAGUGAGGAACAACACCAAACGUUUCGGAUGGGAAAGAAAGUAUGUUGUGGUGAGCAGCAAGAAGAUUCUUUUCUACAACAGCGAGCAGGACAAAGAGCAUUCCAAUCCUUACAUGGUUUUGGACAUAGAUAAGCUUUUCCAUGUUCGUUCAGUAACGCAGACAGACGUUUAUCGUGCUGAUGCCAAAGAGAUCCCCAGAAUAUUCCAGAUCUUGUAUGCUAAUGAGGGUGAGAGCAAGAAGGAACAAGAACUGGAGCCUCUCCCUGGGGACAAGUCCAGCUACAUUUGCCAUAAGGGUCAUGAGUUCAUCCCUACCCUCUACCACUUCCCCACUAACUGUGAAGCCUGCACCAAACCCCUGUGGAACAUGUUCAAACCACCUCCAGCUCUAGAGUGCAGACGAUGCCACAUCAAGUGCCACAAAGACCACAUGGACAAGAAAGAAGAGGUCAUUGCUCCUUGCAGAGUGAACUACGACAUAUCCACGGCUAAAAAUCUGCUGCUGUUAGCCAUGUCUCAGGAGGAACAGCAGAAGUGGGUUAGUCGACUAAUGAAAAAGAUCCCCAAAAAACCUUCAGCACCUGAAGCCCCUCACCGCUCCUCUCCCAGAAUUCCUACUAAAGCACAAGCCAGUCAAUCCAUGAGGAGACCCAACCGACAGAUGCCCCCCAGCAAACCUAGGUUUGUGCACAACGUAAAGGAACCUACUGCAUGUGCGGAGAAAUCUGGCUUCAUCUACCACAAGGGUCAUGAGUUUAUCCCUUUAUUCUAUCACUUCCCUGCCAACUGUGAGGCCUGUACCAAACCUCUGUGGAACAUGUUCAAACCACCUCUGGCUCUGGAAUGUCAGAGAUGCCAAAUCAAAUUGCACAAAAAGCACAUGGACAAGAAAGAGGAAGGUCUCAGACCCUGUGCUCCUGACCAAUUCAACCCCCAGUUCACCACGGGCUGAGAGACAGAACAUAGCUAACAUGGAAAUCGGAUGGAGAAUGCAUUGCAUUUCAGUGCCAAAAUGUCAAGAGCAUUAAAGUUAACCUUAUUUUGGGAAUCUGGUGCUGCUACAUGGUGAUUUGGGGUUCUUCCUGUCACACCAACAAAAGAUCUUUUGUCGUAACUUUUCGCACAUUUUGGCAAAUCCAAAAAAGUGAGAGAUGCACAAAUGUUAUGAAGGUUUUGCUGUCGAAUGGCAUUUAUUCUUUGGGCAAAUGGUUGUUUCUACUCAAGGGCACAGCAAAUUUACACAGAACAGAAAGAUCGGCAUCAAACCAAACAUCUUAUUCAUUCAAGGCCAGAGUUGACCUGAACCCAGCUUGAACAAGUCUGCUGGACUGUCUUAGGGAUCAGCCAGAGAAUGUGGACAACAGCUGCACCCCAUCUGAUCGGACUGUAGUGUCUUUUUUGAUUGACUUCGAUGGCUGAAUGUAGAAUGUAGUGUGACACCACAUAAACGGCUAGAAACACCACUACAUACGUUUUUCAUUCCUUCAUUAAUGCAAUGAAAUUUGUUUUUCCUAUUAUAGAUUUCAACCGUAUCUUUUUAUUUUAUCUUUGUUUACCCCAUUAUGUGAUCAAAGCUUGAUUUAUCUAUUGUUUACCCUCUCUCUUUGAAAAUGAAUGCAUCCCAUACCACUCUCUUGAACACCUGUUGCUUCUUACAUAAUGAUUUGAAGAUAUAUCUGAGAAGGGAACUGUAUGAACUGAACAUGAUUUGACAUGAUUUUAACAGCAAUCUAGAUUUGAGCUGUUUAUAUGGUCAUUUUAGUCAAAAAUUGUGAAUUUGAUUUUGUUAGGCAUGGUUGACGCCAGAUCAGUGCUGUCCCAAUUUUAAAACGAUUUCAUAUAGCCAUUUAAAAUGUGUGAGCUCAUUAUUGAGCUCAUCUGCUUUUACAAGGUGAGAUUUUUGAGUCUCCCAGAAAGUCAUUCAACUCACGAGUACAUAACUGAAAUAUUCGUAAGACAGGAAUGUUUGAAAAACUACAUGCAUGCAUAAAUUCACUAGAGAAGUAUUUAAAAUAAUUUUUGUGAUUUGAAGUGGGUUAAAUUUGUUUUUGUGCCGUGUGUGUGUGUAUUCUCACCCUAGCAAACGAUGUGUAUCUGUGGGUGUGCUGUGAAUGCAUAUUCGUGUUCUUUUACACUUUUUAUAUAUAUAUAUAUAUAUAUAAAUAUAAAUAUGGCGUAUAUUUGACCUGCCAUCUUACCAGUCGAUUUGCUAUUUAAACAGGUAUGGGCACUUUUUUUUUAUUUUAAAGCGCUGCCUCCAGAUUUGCAUGUUUUAUUUUGAUGUUCUGUUUGACCAUAAAAUGAAAAGCAUAUGUAGCCGUGUUGUUUGGAGACCCUGUAUAACAUUUGCUUAUUUUUGUAAACAAAAGUAGUCAGAAGUAUAUAGCUGUGAAUGUAGUAAAGGAAGUAAAGUUUUAAUAUAAACCGUACUCUCUGUCUGCUUUA
This is a messenger RNA of Xyrauchen texanus (razorback sucker), 6606 nucleotides long. RefSeq names its product rho-associated protein kinase 2-like. The coding region runs from base 710 to 5113 and encodes 1467 amino acids. Gene Ontology annotation, cellular component: centrosome; cytoskeleton; cytoplasm. NCBI's taxonomy places the organism in Eukaryota, Metazoa, Chordata, Actinopteri, Cypriniformes, Catostomidae. The transcript has 32 exons. Gene Ontology annotation, molecular function: ATP binding; Rho-dependent protein serine/threonine kinase activity; small GTPase binding. The record is from RefSeq and is a predicted model, not a curated record. Gene Ontology annotation, biological process: cortical actin cytoskeleton organization; mitotic cytokinesis; positive regulation of centrosome duplication.